This is a messenger RNA of Pelobates fuscus (common spadefoot toad), 3305 nucleotides long. It is a transcript of the gene TRPC5, whose product is annotated as transient receptor potential cation channel subfamily C member 5. The coding region runs from base 144 to 3089 and encodes 981 amino acids. Gene Ontology annotation, molecular function: inositol 1,4,5 trisphosphate binding; protein binding; store-operated calcium channel activity. The record is from RefSeq and is a predicted model, not a curated record. Gene Ontology annotation, biological process: regulation of cytosolic calcium ion concentration; calcium ion transmembrane transport. Lineage: Eukaryota; Metazoa; Chordata; Amphibia; Anura; Pelobatidae. Gene Ontology annotation, cellular component: cation channel complex; plasma membrane. The transcript has 11 exons.
AAAUGUUGGACUCAUUGGACUUCUUGGCCCUCUUCUCGGGUUGAUGAAAGGAUUUAGGAGAGAAGUAGGUGCUUUGUACAGAAGAAGACCUUUGAUCAUGUAGACCACAAGUGUCAGCCUAGGUUAUAAUGUCACUAUGAACAAUGGCCCAGCUGUAUUACAAGAAGGUGAAUUAUUCACCCUACAGAGACCGGAUCCCACUGCAGAUUGUGCGGGCGGAAGCAGAACUUUCAUUAGAGGAAAAGGCCUACCUCAUUGCUGUAGAGAAAGGAGACUAUGCUAGCGUCAAGACUGCCCUGGAGGAGGCCGAAAUCUACUACAACAUCAACAUCAACUGCAUGGAUCCGCUUGGCCGCAGUGCACUUCUCAUAGCCAUAGAGAACGAGAAUCUGGAGAUCAUGGAGCUGCUGCUAAGUCACAACGUGUAUGUCGGAGAUGCUCUCUUGUAUGCAAUAAGGAAGGAAGUGGUAGGAGCGGUGGAACUACUUCUGAGUUACAGGAGACCGAGUGGGGAAAAACAGGUGCCAACAUUAAUGAUGGACACACAGUUUUCUGAGUUCACUCCAGACAUUACACCUAUCAUGUUGGCAGCUCACACAAAUAACUAUGAAAUUAUAAAACUCCUAGUCCAAAGAAGGGUGACCAUCCCUCGCCCUCACCAGAUACGUUGCAACUGUGUAGAAUGUGUCUCCAGCUCAGAAGUUGAUAGUCUCAGACAUUCACGGUCGAGGCUCAACAUCUACAAGGCUCUGGCCAGCCCUUCUCUGAUUGCCUUAUCAAGCGAGGAUCCCAUCCUCACAGCAUUCCGGCUUGGGUGGGAGCUAAAAGAACUAAGCAAAGUAGAAAAUGAGUUUAAGGCAGAGUAUGAAGAACUGUCACAACAAUGCAAAAGGUUUGCCAAGGACCUAUUAGAUCAAGCAAGGAGCUCUAGAGAACUGGAGAUUAUCCUCAACCACCGGGAUGACCAGAGUGAGGAGUUAGAUCCGCAAAAGUGUCAUGAUCUCGCAAAACUGAAGGUAGCAAUAAAGUAUCAUCAGAAAGAGUUUGUGGCUCAGCCAAACUGCCAACAAUUACUAGCUACAUUGUGGUACGAUGGAUUCCCAGGUUGGCGCAGGAAGCACUGGGCAGUGAAAUUGUUGACCUGCAUCACAAUCGGACUGCUUUUCCCAGUAUUAUCGUUGGCAUAUCUUUUCGCACCCAAGAGCAGGCUGGGACUGUUCAUUAAAAAGCCAUUCAUCAAGUUUAUCUGCCAUACAGCUUCAUAUCUCACUUUCCUCUUCCUUCUUCUUCUGGCCUCCCAGCACAUAGUGAGGACUGACCUGCACAUGCAGGGCCCCCCACCCACCGUGGUGGAGUGGAUGAUAUUACCAUGGGUUCUGGGCUUUAUAUGGGGUGAAAUAAAAGAAAUGUGGGAUGGUGGAUUUAAUGAAUAUGUACAUGACUGGUGGAAUCUCAUGGAUUUUGCUAUGAACUCCCUCUACCUUGCUACCAUCUCCCUUAAAAUCGUAGCUUACGUGAAGUACAACGGCUCGCGGCCAAGAGAAGAAUGGGACAUGUGGCACCCAACCUUAAUCGCGGAAGCCCUCUUUGCAAUAUCCAAUAUCCUGAGUUCUUUACGCCUCAUCUCUCUGUUCACCGCAAACUCCCAUCUUGGCCCUCUCCAGAUUUCCUUGGGGCGGAUGCUGCUGGACAUUCUUAAAUUUCUCUUUAUCUACUGCCUGGUGCUUUUGGCAUUUGCCAAUGGACUAAACCAACUUUACUUUUAUUACGAGACUAGUGCCUCCGAGGAACCCAACAACUGCAAAGGAAUCCGAUGUGAGAAACAAAACAACGCCUUCUCCACCCUUUUUGAGACUCUUCAGUCCUUGUUCUGGUCAGUAUUUGGACUUCUGAACUUGUAUGUUACCAAUGUAAAAGCACGCCAUGAAUUCACAGAGUUUGUGGGAGCCACCAUGUUCGGAACAUAUAAUGUCAUCUCAUUGGUUGUAUUACUGAACAUGCUGAUAGCCAUGAUGAACAAUUCCUACCAGCUGAUAGCGGACCAUGCUGACAUUGAAUGGAAAUUUGCUAGAACAAAGCUAUGGAUGAGUUACUUCGACGAAGGCGGGACCUUGCCACCUCCUUUUAAUAUCGUUGUUAGCCCAAAAUCCAUCUGGUACUUUUGCAAGUGGAUCCACUCUCAGCUGUGUCCUGGCAGAAACUGUGAAGAUAUACAGAAGCAACACGAGAAUCUCAAAACCUUCACCGAACGACACGCUGACAACCUGAUUCAGAAUCAGCAUUAUCAGGAGGUUAUCAGAAAUCUGGUGAAAAGAUAUGUUGCAGCAAUGAUUAGAAAUUCAAAAACCAAUGAAGGUCUAACAGAAGAAAAUUUCAAGGAGCUAAAACAGGAUAUAUCAAGCUUCCGGUAUGAAGUGCUUGACCUUCUCGGAAAUAGAAAACCACCAAGGAGGAGCUACUCAACUAGCAGUACAGAGGUAUCCCAAAAAGAUGAGGCUGCAGAAGAUCAGGGCAAGUCAAAAAGUGUAUCCUUCAGCAUUGCCAACAAAAAAAAAAAUUUCAAUGUCUCAGCCCUGAUUAAAACAAUGUCUGGGAUUGAAAUUGUGGAGGAUGCACCCAAGAGUAAUGGUAUUAAUAAGCGUUCCUUCAUCCGGAAUGGCAACAAACUACAGAGGCUUUCAAGUUCCAAGAAGGAGUCUUUCAAAAGACUUGGUCUACUUUUCUCCAAAAUGAAUGGGCAUAUGCCAGAACCAGCUUCAGAACCAGUAUACACCAUCUCUGAUGGACUUAUCCAACCACACUGUAUGUGGCAGGACGGAAAACACACUAAAACUGAUCAAGAGACAGAGUGCUCUAGAAGUGAAAUUAACCUCAAUGAGGUGAGUCAUGAUGGGAGCAUUGGUGGACAACAUAUUGACUCCUCUCCCAUUUGUACCAAUUCUCUACACUGUGCUUCCAACCUUUGCUCCUCUAGCGCCAAGCUGAUAGACUCUACAGAAGACGUAUUUGACUCUUGGGGCGAGGCAUGUGACCUACUCAUGAACAAGUGGAAAGAUGGACAAGAAGAGCAGGUCACAACAAGACUAUAAGUAAAUACUAUUUGAGACUGCUGUAUAAAAAUUAGCAAUCAUAUGUUUGUAACAUUUUCCUUUUACAGAGUAUUAAAAAAAAAGAUAGGAUUCCCUCCCUAUUCACAUGGAUGAGUGCGGAAUUCCAUUGACAGUGAUAUAUUUUGCAAUAUUUUUUUACCAUUUUUUGUUUGCUUUUUAUAACAUAGUGUAAACUAUCUACUAGUUUUUACCGUC